This is a messenger RNA of Myxocyprinus asiaticus (Chinese sucker), 3862 nucleotides long. RefSeq names its product rho GTPase-activating protein 24-like. Gene Ontology annotation, molecular function: GTPase activator activity. Bases 406 to 2667 code for a protein of 753 amino acids. Gene Ontology annotation, cellular component: focal adhesion. The transcript is spliced from 10 exons. Gene Ontology annotation, biological process: wound healing, spreading of epidermal cells; signal transduction; activation of GTPase activity. The record is from RefSeq and is a predicted model, not a curated record. NCBI's taxonomy places the organism in Eukaryota, Metazoa, Chordata, Actinopteri, Cypriniformes, Catostomidae.
CUCAGAGCCCCCCUGUGGACGUUUCGAGAGCCGAGGGAGGCUGGCUUUUACCCAGAGACUCCUGAAUGCAGAUGGUGUGAGCAGUCAGGAGAAAAGUUUAUGACAGCUCUGUCUCUCUCUCCUCUCCUCCGAUCUGCUCACACUAUUUUAUGCACACAGCUGCCCCAUGGAGCUCUGUAAUUUUAUGGAUACAGCUACAGACGUUUCGCUGGGCUGUUUGUUUUUAAGGCAGUAAUGAACUUGUAUUGGACAGAGUCACAUUCUGGAUUGAAUCUUGGAUCUGAUUGAACCCUGAACCUUUUUGAAUCACAUACUGAAUUGUUUUGGAUCAUUUGGACUUUUUGGACAGCUUUUGUGUGGACAGCCCUGGAUAGCAGUUUUUAAGAGUGGUCUGUGGGUUUGGUCAUGGAAUAUCAGGCUGGCAGCAUGGGCAGCAGCCCACAGCAUGGACCCGUGUCAGGCAGACAGGGUGUUCAUCGUUGCGGCUGGCUCCGGAAGCAAGGAGGUUUUGUGAAGACCUGGCACACGCGCUGGUUCGUCCUACGAGGAGAUCAACUCUAUUACUACAAGGACGAGGACGAGACCAAAGCACUGGGCACCAUUUUUCUACCUGGCAACAGAGUCACUGAGCAUCCUAGCAAUGGGGAUGAAGGUGGAAAGUUCCUGUUUGAAGUCAUUCCAGGGGGCGACAGGGAGCGGAUGACAUCCAACCAUGAGACAUACCUACUUAUGGCCAGUACACAGAAUGACAUGGAGGAUUGGGUGAAGAGCAUCCGCAGGGUGAUAUGGGCUCCGUUUGGAGGAGGAAUCUUUGGUCAAAAGUUGGAAGAGACUGUUCGAUAUGAGCGUCGCUAUGGAAACAAAAUGGCACCCAUGCUGGUGGAGCAGUGUGUGGACUUCAUCCGGCGAUGGGGAUUACGAGAGGAAGGGCUUUUCCGUCUGCCUGGACAGGCCAACCUUGUCAAAGACCUCCAGGAUGCUUUCGACUGUGGAGAGAAGCCAUCUUUUGACUGUAAUACAGAUGUACACACGGUAGCCUCCUUGCUGAAGCUGUACUUGAGAGAGCUUCCUGAGCCCGUCAUUCCUUUCUGUAAAUAUGAUGAGUUUCUGGCCUGCACCAAACUCCUCAGCAAAGACCAGGAUGCAGGAACGAAGGAAUUAAGAAGGCAAGUGGAAAGUCUUCCUCUGGUGAACUACAAUCUGCUUAAAUACAUAUGCAAGUUUUUGGAUGAGGUGCAGUCAUACUCAGGGGUCAAUAAAAUGAGUGUACAAAAUCUGGCGACAGUUUUCGGGCCAAAUAUAUUGAGGCCAAAGGUCGAGGACCCAAUGACUAUAAUGGAAGGCGCAGUACUGGUCCAACAGCUAAUGGCCGUUCUGAUUGGUCAGCACGAUUUUAUUUUCCCACCCGAAGAGGACCAUACAAGCACUCUGGAAUUGGUCAAUAACAACAACAAUGAGCCGCAAAAACGACCAAUGAAUUGUCAACAACAAAACAAAGAGAACAACAACACCGCUGGCGGACGACAAUGCACCUGGGACACUCCCGAAUCACCCAGCCGGGUCCCAUUGGACAAUGGCUCUCCCCGCCUGGGAAGCCCUCGUAAUAGUUUUACAGGUCCGCGAUUCGAGGUAACCCGUAGCCCGCCUCUUACGGUGAAAAAGAACCCAGCGUUCAGUAAAGGCAGUGGAAUUGUCACUAACGGCUCCUUCAGCUCAUCAUCUUCUUCCUCAGGCGACGCCAAUCAAGAGAAGAGCCAGACUUUGCCCAACAUGUGCACCCUGCAGACCCGACGGGCAGGCGCGAUGAAAGGCUCAGGCACCAAGAUGGGGGUUCUGAAUGGUGUUGUGCGAAUGGGCGUGUCCAGCACGGACGGGACGAACGGGACUCUAAAUGGGCAUAAUGGACUCUGGACGCCCAGUGGUCAUGUAGCAAUGCGUGAGGGGAAAGCUCGAGACACAGAGCACCAGCAGAAUCGCUUGUCCACGUACGACAACGUCCAUAUCCAGCAGCAGAUGCAACAGAUGCAGCCCAGUCUCAGCAGCAGCUGUGAGGACAAGCAGAGCGUGGACAGUGCCACCUGGUCCACGUCGUCUUGUGAGAUCUCUCUGCCAGAGAACUCCGCCUCUUGUCGCUCUUCUACAACAACUUGUCCAGAGCAGGACUUCUUUGGCAGCAAUUUUGAGGACCCGUUGUUGGACGGGCCAGUACAGGAGGACAACGGACUGGUACCAGAGGACAGGGAGCAGAGUACCAAUAAUGGAGGAGGUCGGGGGAGCAGAGGAACAAGCAGUAGCGAAAACAGUGAAACGGCAUUUGCUGUCAUCAAUGGACCGACCAAUCACAGUGCACUGCACAGCCUGGUGGCCAGCCUCAAACAGGAAAUGCUCAAGCAGAAGAAUGAAUAUGAGGCCAGAAUCAAGAGUCUGGAACAUCGUAAUCUAGAGUUGGAGACAGUGAUGGCGAAUCUCCACGAAGAGUUGGACCAGGAGAAGAAGAAAUACACCAUGGUGGAGAUCAAGCUGAGAAACGCUGAGCGAGCCAAGGAAGAUGCGGAGAAGAGAAACGAAAUGCUACAAAAAGAGAUGGAGCAGUUCUUCUCCACUUUUGGAGAUCUGACUGCAGACCCGCGACGACCUGAUAGAGCCAACACCAUCUGGAUCCAGUGAGAUGUGGUGGAUGGUACCAUUUCGUUCAAGCUUGUGUUGAGAACCAUCUACCAUAAACAAUCACUCAAUGACCAGUUUUGUUACAUUGUGUGGGCUGUGACAGACAGAAUCUGACUAUAUUACCUUGUCCUGAAUUGGCUUGUCCUCAGUCAUUGUUUCUUGCCCAUUUGGUGCAAAGAUUCGACACAGCUGAGUGAAGCCUACUGAGCCCAAUUUCAAAAUGAACAAGGACCAGUCGUGAAAAUGUUGUUGGACUAAACCAUUUGGAUUCAUUGCUCCUUGGAUCCCAAGAACAAAGUAAGACAGGGAAAUGGUUUGAAAUAUGGUCGUGUUUUGGAAAUACAACACUUGAAAUGAGUGUCAUAAAUGGAUAGAAGAGGAUUCUGACUUUUUGAAAUUUUAGGGUCUGCUCUCUGAAAGAGUUAAAAAGGAACUUUGAUGGUUGACUGUUGCAGAUUGUUGCUGUUGAAUUUGUGACCAGAAUGAACAGUAUAUCUUAGAAGAUGGGUAAACACCUGAAGGACAACUGAACCAUGAAUGUUUCUCACAUUUCUUAUUGUGAUCCAACCAAAUGUGUCCUUGAUCUGUCACGUUGUCAUAUAUCCACAUGUGUAUAUAUAAGGCAAAACAAUGUUAAAAAUUCCACAAUGAAAAACUAUGUCUGUAUAAAUGCAAAUCAAAGUAAUAUGUUGAUGUACUAAUAUUUAAAGAGAAUUCUCCAUGUGUUACAUACAAAAUUUAUAUCAAGGCUUUUCCUUGCACUUAAAAAUCUUAAAAAACAUUUUUUUUUUCGACAUGGUACAGAUAUGAGAUUAUGUGGCAUACAUUUGCAUAUUAUUCCCUCUUGUCUUCCCUCACACUUUUUUCCAACAUUUCAUCGUUACAUCCAAAUUGCCACAGAGCUUGCCACACGACCAAAAACAUGUAAAUACGUACGAAAAAAAAUGGUGUACACUUGGCCUGUCUUUGACAUUCUUACCAAUAGCACAUUAUGUUUUAAGCAGCGCUAGACAGAAAUAAAUCUAUUAAAAUAAAGACCAAGGUGUGACAGUUCAAACCUGUUAAAGGUGAUACUGAGUUGUCUCAGCGUUGUUUGCAUUGUCUGUUUUUAAUUCUUGCCAUUGUCCAUGCUUCUACUGUGGCUUCAUACAUUCAGUGAAAUGCAGUUAAAUUAAAUUAUGUGACCUAAUUUUAA